Messenger RNA from Huiozyma naganishii CBS 8797, 2400 nucleotides. RefSeq names its product glutamine--tRNA ligase (gene GLN4). NCBI's taxonomy places the organism in Eukaryota, Fungi, Ascomycota, Saccharomycetes, Saccharomycetales, Saccharomycetaceae. The transcript has a single exon. The record is from RefSeq and is a predicted model, not a curated record. Gene Ontology annotation, molecular function: ATP binding; glutamine-tRNA ligase activity. Gene Ontology annotation, biological process: glutaminyl-tRNA aminoacylation; translation. The coding region runs from base 1 to 2400 and encodes 799 amino acids. Gene Ontology annotation, cellular component: cytosol; cytoplasm.
AUGAGUACUGUGGAUGAAUUGACGGAACAGUUUGCUGCUGUGGGAUUUGACGAACCCAAAGUCAAAGAAAUUGUUAAAAACAAGAAGGUUGCCGCUUCUUUAUCUCAGCUGCUUCUUGAGGCUUCCGCUGACACUGAGUGGGAUAAGAGUAACAGAGCACUAUUGCAUAAUCUUGCCACUUUGAUUAAGGGUUCAGACCUGCCACAUCAUGAAUGGAUUGUUGAAGGGAUUGUUUCUGGAGAUUUGAAAACUAACUUGCAGAUUGAUUCUGCAUUCAAAUAUUUGAAAUCGGCUGGUGACAAUGCGACAAAGGAAUCCCUGAAAUCCGAAUCCGGUGUUGGUGUCACCGUUACUGAAGAUCAGGUAAGAAACUCUGUUGCUGUUUAUUUACAAGACAACAAGGAUACGAUUAUGACCGAAAGGUACAAGAUAGUUCCUAAAUUGUUUGCCUCCAUUAAAAACUUACCUGAGCUGAAGUGGGCUGAACCUCGUUAUUUCAAACCAAUUAUCGACCAAGAGGUUUUGAAAAUGUUGGGCCCCAAGGAUGAAAGAGAUACGGUUAAACCAAAGAAGGCAAAGCAAACCAAGAAUCAACAAGACGGCAAGGGCAAGAAAGCUCAAGCCGAAACUGCUAAACCUACCAGAAGCAUGUUCAGUGAAGGCUUCUUGGGGGACCUUCACAAGGUUGGCGAAAACCCACAAGCUUACCCUGAGUUGAUGGUCGAACAUUUGAAAGCCACCGCAGGGAAAGUCCACACUAGAUUCCCACCUGAGCCAAACGGGUAUUUGCAUAUUGGUCAUUCGAAGGCGAUUAUGGUAAACUUCGGGUAUGCCAAGUACCACGACGGUGUUUGCUACCUAAGAUUUGAUGACACCAACCCAGAAGCAGAAGCCCCUGAAUACUUUGAAUCCAUUAAAAGAAUGGUUUCUUGGCUUGGGUUUGAACCUUGGAAAAUUACAUACUCCAGUGAUUACUUCGACAAAUUGUAUGAGUUGGCUAAAGUGUUGAUCAAAAACGGAAAGGGGUACAUCUGCCACUGUACUGCAGAAGAGAUUAGACGUGGCCGUGGUAUCAAAGAGGAUGGGCAACCGGGUGGUGAAAGAUUCGGUUGUAAGCAUCGCGAAAACUCUAUUGAAAAGAACUUGGAAGAAUUCGAAAACAUGAAAGAGGGAAAAUAUCAACCAGGUGAAGCGACUUUGAGAAUGAAACAAGAUUUCUCUUCCCCAAGCCCUCAAAUGUGGGAUUUGAUUGCCUACAGAGUGUUGAAUGCGCCACAUCCUAGAACUGGCUCCAAGUGGAAGAUUUAUCCAACGUAUGACUUCACCCACUGUCUAGUCGAUUCCUUUGAGAACAUUACACACUCUCUGUGCACCACUGAAUUCUACUUGUCUCGUGAAAGUUAUGAGUGGCUAUGUGACCAAGUCCAUGUCUUCAGGCCCGCUCAAAGAGAGUAUGGUCGUUUGAACAUUACCGGUACCAUAUUAUCCAAGCGUAAGAUCGCAAAAUUAGUCGAAGAAAAAAUUGUACGCGGCUGGGAUGAUCCAAGGCUGUACACCCUAGAGGCUAUCCGGAGACGUGGUGUUCCUCCAGGUGCUAUUUUGUCCUUCAUCAACACUCUAGGUGUUACGACAAGUGUAACAAAUAUUCAAGCUGUCAGAUUCGAAAGUGCCAUCAGAAAGUACUUGGAAGAAACCACCCCAAGACUGAUGUUUGUUUUGGAUCCAAUCGAAGUAGUGGUUGAUAACUUACCAGAAGACCAUGAGGAACUAGUGGAGGUCCCUUACAAAGCUGGGUCCGCAGAAUUUGGCUCUCGUACCCUACCAUUCACCAACAGAUUCUACAUCGACCGUUCCGAUUUCUCUGAAACCGUUGAUGACAAGGAAUUCUUCAGAUUAACUCCAUCCCAAUCAGUAGGUUUGGUGAAAGUCCCACGUACCGUUACGUUUGUAAGUGUUGAAAAGGACGCCAACGGCCACAUUACCAGACUGCAUGUGAACUACGAUUCCGAAAAGAAGAAGCCAAAGACCUACAUUCAAUGGGUGCCAGUAUCAGCCAAGUACAACUCACCAGUGCGCAUUGAAGAAACUCGUGUUUACAACCAAUUGUUCAAUUCCGAGAAUCCCUCUGCUGUCGCCGGUGGUUUCUUGAAGGACAUAAACCCUGAGAGUGAAGUUUGCCACAAGGGAUCUGUUGUUGAACACAACUUUCAUUCAGUAAUGGAAAACAAAUUAGAAGUACCACAUACUGGUGAAUUUUAUGUGAAGGAGGAUCCAAACGGUAAGGAAACACAUAGAUUCCAGGGGAUGCGCGUUGGGUAUUUCACUCUGGACAAAGAAUCAACGGCCGAUAAGAUUAUCUUGAAUGAAAUUGUCGGACUAAAAGAUGGUGGCUCCAAAUAA